CAUGUGUCACUAGUGUCAUCGCCUUAUGAUUGAAUAAUAAAUCGCAUGCCGGAUUUUCCGCUUAAAACUCCUUUUUAUUAACGAUCUUACAAAAAUGACUUCUAUAAUAGUAGCAAGAGCUUUAGCACCAGUCGUCCACAAUUCCCUCAAACAACUCUUCUCGAAAUCGCCCAGAAUACGCAAUUACUCCAAAUGCCUACAAGUAGCCACCGUGAAUUACAACCAGAAGCGAUUGUACGCCGAGAAAAAGACCUUCGAAAGAACCAAACCCCAUUGUAACGUAGGCACGAUAGGCCAUGUAGACCACGGCAAAACCACUCUCACGGCCGCCAUCACCAAAGUCCUCUCCGAGCAGAAACUGGCCAAAGCCCGAGGCUACCAAGACAUCGACAACGCUCCGGAGGAGAAGGCCCGAGGCAUCACCAUCAACGUAGCCCACAUCGAAUACCAAACGGAGAGCAGGCAUUACGGGCACACCGAUUGCCCCGGCCACGCCGACUACAUCAAAAACAUGAUCACGGGGGCCGCCCAAAUGGACGGCGCCAUCAUGGUGGUCGCCGCCACCGACGGCGUGAUGCCCCAAACCAGGGAGCAUUUGCUGCUCGCCAAGCAAAUCGGCGUCAACCACAUCGUUGUCUUCAUCAACAAAGUCGACGCGGCCGACAAAGAGAUGGUGGAAUUGGUCGAAAUGGAAAUCAGGGAGCUGCUCACCGAGAUGGGCUUCGACGGCGAGAACAUCCCCAUCAUAGCCGGGUCGGCUUUGUGCGCUCUGGAAGGGAAAAACCCGGAGAUUGGGUCCGAGGCUAUUAUGAAGCUUCUCAAAGAAGUCGAUGCUUACAUCCCGACGCCUGUAAGAGAAUUAGAUAAGCCGUUUUUGUUGCCUGUAGAACACACUUACUCGAUCCAAGGUAGAGGUACCGUUGUAACGGGACGUUUGGAAAGAGGUGUGUUAAAGAAAGGGGCCGAAUGCGAGUUUGUCGGUUACAAUAAAGUCUUGAAAAGCACCAUAACGGGUGUCGAAAUGUUCCAUCAACUUUUAGACGAGGCUCAUGCCGGUGAUCAAAUUGGAGCUCUAGUCAGAGGGCUCAAAAGAGACGACAUUAAAAGAGGUAUGAUAAUGGCUAAACCUGGUACAGUCAAGAGCCACGAUCACCUAGAAUCCCAAGUCUACGUGCUGAGCAAGGAAGAAGGCGGUCGAAGCAAACCUUUUACAUCUUACAUUCAGUUACAAAUGUUCAGCAGGACGUGGGACUGCGCCGUACAAGUUAUAGUACCCGAUAAGGAGAUGGUUAUACCUGGUGAAGAUUCAAAGUUAGUCCUUAAAAUGAUAAGGCCUAUGGUAAUAGAAGAAGGACAAAGGUUUACCCUUCGAGACGGUAGUCAAACUUUAGGAACAGGAGUUGUCACGAAGACUUUACCUCGUUUAUCCGAGAACGAUAGAUUAUCACUUACCGAAGGCAAGAAGGCUAGAGAGAAGAAAGCGGCUGCAGAAUCGAACCCUACAGCUAAAUAAUUUGGUACAUAUUAAAGUGUUAAAUAAGGUUUGAAGCGAUUUUUCUAUCGAAAGAUUCGUUGCAUAUAGGAUUCUUAGUAAGUCUUAUUAUUUUUUACCAAACGUAUGAAUAAUUUUUUGUUACUUUGUGUUAUUCGCCGAUGUCGAUUCUUCAAGCAUCGUAUGCAAAUAUUCAAUUACAUUUAUGUGUAAUGUACGACUAAUAUUAAACUUUUGAAUUAUA
Phyllotreta striolata is the source of this 1736-nucleotide messenger RNA. The record is from the annotation of a GenBank genome assembly. NCBI's taxonomy places the organism in Eukaryota, Metazoa, Arthropoda, Insecta, Coleoptera, Chrysomelidae.